AUGAUCUUCGCCCAGGAUUAUGAUCAGCACCCCACUGUGUCUUUGGUUAUUGACAUGGUACUUUCAGCCUCUUUACGUCAAGUUGAUGCUCUAUGCGAACGUCCUCUGCGGGAUCGUCGAAACGAUGCCUGGCCAUACAUUUCCAUUCACAUACUGUCUAUCCUUUGUACCGUUAUUCGAAUUUAUACCAAAGCGUUUCUUGUCAAGCAGUUUUCGCCUGAAGAUUGGUUGUCUUUGAUUUCAUUUAUUAUUUAUAUCGUGUAUUUCGGUAUUGGACAUCAUGCAUUGAUGUCUGCUUUUGGCCAGGAUAUCUGGCAGGUCAAUGCAGAAGACCUGUCACAUGCCCUCAAGUUAUUCUGGAUCGACUGCCCUUUCUACAGCCUUCUAAUGGGCAUGACAAAAGUCACCAUCAUACUAUUCUACAUUCGCCUUUGCCACGUAUACACAAGAUUCUGCCAAGCGUGUUGGGCCGUUAUUAUCAUCGUAUGCCUUAAUACCGUCAUAUUCAUGUUCCUCAACAUCUUUCAGUGCACGCCAAUACACUGGAACUGGAAUCGCUUUAGCGGAAACGACGUGGACUUUCAGUGCAUGGAUUUGAACAAACUGCAGUGGUCGAUCAAUAUUACCAAUAUCAUCUUUGACGUGGUGGUCCUGGCCCUUCCGAUACCGCUGGUCUGGAGGAUGAGGUCGACAUUCCGCCGAAAACUCGCCAUCAUCUUCAUGUUCAGCUUGGGCGUCGUUGUUCUAGUCGCUAGCUGCCUCAAAAUGCGAUACAACAUUCUUUACGGUCACUCCACCAACAUAACAUGGGAUUACAUGGACCUCAUGGUCUGGGCAGGCAUCGAAAGCUCCGUGAGCAUCGCAGCGCCGUGCCUUCCCACUGUACGAUUAUUCCUGCACAAAGUGUUCCCACAGUCUUUCGGCCGUAUGUUUGCUUUUGGGUCACACGCAGACCGUACUCUUGACGACGAGAUUAAAGCCGAGGAGGAGGAAGUGGCGCGCUGGGCAGCUGAUCUCGAGAAGCCCUCGGAUGCAGCUUUGGUAGUUGUUAGACCGAGAAGGGCGGCAAUAAGCUUGGGCCAUGAUCUGGGGCCUGCGCGAGGAGGAAGAGGGGGAAGGAGGAAACCAAUGACUGAGGCGUCUAGAAUUCUCAAAAGUGUUGAUGAAUUCGACGAGGCCCCGCUUGUUACUUAG
Messenger RNA from Fusarium graminearum PH-1, 1194 nucleotides. RefSeq lists its product as uncharacterized. The transcript has 4 exons. The coding region runs from base 1 to 1194 and encodes 397 amino acids. NCBI's taxonomy places the organism in Eukaryota, Fungi, Ascomycota, Sordariomycetes, Hypocreales, Nectriaceae. The record is from RefSeq and is a predicted model, not a curated record.